Molecule: messenger RNA, 13260 nt
Organism: Photinus pyralis (common eastern firefly)
Lineage: Eukaryota; Metazoa; Arthropoda; Insecta; Coleoptera; Lampyridae
Gene: Dhc16F
Product: dynein heavy chain 6, axonemal
Exons: 57
Coding region: 1112-13243 (4043 amino acids)
Biological process (GO): microtubule-based movement
Cellular component (GO): dynein complex
Molecular function (GO): dynein light intermediate chain binding; minus-end-directed microtubule motor activity; ATP binding
Source: RefSeq, a predicted model, not a curated record
UGGGCUACUCGUUCAAAAGUUACAGCCCUUUGAAUUUUUUUCUAGUCGUUAACUUUUGAUUGAGAAGUCUGAUUGCGAGUUGCGACCAGAGACAUGUAUAAACAACAUUCCUAACCUCAAAUAAAUUUGAAUGGUUGUGAAUGUCUGAAAAGUCAAGACUGUGUUCCAAAUAAUGUUGUUAUUAAGAAAUAGUAAAAUGUUUUUAUUUACUAUACGUUACAGCGGGGUUCCGCUUUUAGAAAACUAAUAGCGUACAUUUAUCUGUUUCAUAUUUCGUCCUACCCACAUCUUGCAAUGGCACAUUUACCCCACAGAACAUCUAUAUUACAAGACCGUCUACAAAAAUUGAAGAACAGCGAGGCAAAUUGUAGAAAAAUAUGGCAACAGUACCAAAUUGUUGCGAAGUACUAUGAAAGUAAUCCAGUUGGUCCAUGUCCCUUCUCCAUAACUGAAUUACAUAAAAACACUUUUCGAACCAAGACAGUAAAAAUUAACAACUCUAUAUUUGAGGUGUUGCGAAAGCGUAUGUUUGAGUUUCAGCAAGAUAUCUCUAAAAUCAAUGUUUUAAAUAAACAAUUUGAUGUAGAAACGAAAAAGUUUCUAAAGCAUCUCGGUAAAAGUAAUACAGCAUUGUGGCAAUGCAAUGGAGAGAAACUGUCUGUUGUCAAACUGGAUAAGCAAUUCUGAUUUAUCGGUCAAUUUGGAUCAGGACACAACUGCAUUUAAAACAACCAUAAUAUUUGACGAGUUUCUGUGUCAAUUUUAUAUUUAGUAAUAGAUACUUGCUACACGUUUUAAAUGAGUUUUCAUACAAGACCAUUCAACAAACACUCCUUAAACUACAAAACAAAUGAUAAACAUGUACAUGAAGCGCUGGAUAUCUGCGAAAUGCAAGAGAGUAUCAAGCAUUCUUUGCUUUGCACAGCGCCAAAGUGUUAUGAAAGGUAAGAACUUUUUCUGUUAAAAAUCAGGUUAAAAGUGAACAUGAGCACAUGUGGAUGAUACCAAAGACUAUAGGAUAGGUAGUCUUUGAUGAUACUUCCAUCUCAACUUCCAUUGACUUAUUGAUUAAACAUUUACAAUAAAUAGAAAAUAGCGAGUUUUGCUUAAUAUGCAACGUAGGUUUAGUAAAUUAGCGAAAAAUCGAAUAGACCCCAAAAUAACUCGAGCAGGAAGCCCAAGCGUUAUACCAUUUCAUGUACCUCACAAAAAGCUUUUAGAAAAAAUAGAAAGCAAGCGGCAAGAAAAGGAACCUUUGACCGGCUAUUUAAAUCGACAAAAUGCGUUGUGUAAACAUAAAACAUUUUUUGAGGACAGUUCAACAAAAAAAAGAUCACGUCUUUCGUUAGACAAGCAUAAGUCUAAGGUACUGUUUGCCUCUCCCAGAGAUCUUAUUAGAACACCAAGAGUAGUAGGCAGUACCUUUGUUUUGCCACAUCAUCGCUUGCCAGAGGUUGUUGAUCAAGCCGAAUUAAUAAAGCAGUUCAAAGAGGAAAAGGGUGGCUUCUUUAUUUAUAUGAUUUAUGCAUGUCCCAGGUCGUCAGAAUAUUAUACACCCUACGCUUUAAAAAUUGUUCCGUACAAAGAAAUUGAUAAAUCGAACUUUAUGACAAUGAGUUCGCAUGGAGUAAUGCAACAUGUAGGCACGGAGGUAGUAUUCACCCAUUUGCAUAAGUGGGAAUUGGAAUACAAUAUGUACUGCAGACUAAUGAAAAUUAAAUCGUUUUUUAAUUUUCGAUUGUGGAAGACAUUUUAUGUUUGGCGAAAAGGAAUCUUGUAUAAGAAGUUCCAGAAGGCGGCCACCUUCUUGAACGGUAACUUAUUCAUGCUUCUUCCAUCCCUGCGAGUGGCCCUUAUCGACAUUCAACACUUGUGUUACGUUACUGCAGGCUUAAAUUUUAUGGAUGUAUCUACGAUUAAAAAUUGGCACCUUUUCUACUUUAUUGAGGCGCAGAUGGAAAAAUUGGAAAUGGUAGUUCAUAAGUUGAAAGAAUUCCGAGAAGUUGUAAGGGAAAUAGUGGUAAAUGCGUGUCAUGGUGCGUUAUUGGCGCAAGGUUUCGUGGUCAAUGAAUAUUUGCUAGAGGACGGUCAAGGCAAAAAAAAAGAUCGGACUCUUAAAUUAUCGUAUAUUGAGCAAGCAAAGAAAGGAAAGUUUUGUCUGCGGCUCACGUGUUUCAUAACGCUUGUCGAUUAUAUGAUAAUAAAUAUGCUGCAUAACGUGACAAUGACAUCCUUUGUUGAACUAAUGGACACCUUCAAGCAACACUUAGAUUACUUACCCAGCCUUGGAACAUCGGAGCUGGCGGAAUACGACACGAGAAUUGAAAAACCAAGACCUGAAGGAUCAACCGAACUACCCUUGUUCAUUGUAAACGUGGUCGCGGGGUCCUGUGAAAUGGGUACGGAGCCCUGUUAUGAAACUGCCGAAGGAAUUUUCCAACAAAUCAUUGCUCUGUGGAUACAAUCUGUGAAAGACAUUAGGCCACUAAUUGCUGAUAGUGUGUACGAACCAUUCACAAAUCCUAUGAUAAAUGGGAAAAAAGAAGAUAGGAUAUGCGGUUACGGCCCACCCAUUUCUUUUUAUCUAGAAGACGAUGAGCAUCUGCAAAGCGUGCAGCAGGAAACUUUUAACUUGUUGAAGUUUAACUACGAAGCCGCUCAUGUUUACAUUCAAAGGCUUGAGCCAAUUCGAACAUUUUUUGCUGCUGACCUCGGUACUACAGCAGAGACCAUCGAAAAAGAAAGAGUACUGGAAGUUUUUAGAGGUUGGUGCACUCGUUAUCAUAAAGAAGUAGAAAUUGUCAAUACUGUGAUCGAUCUACAACCGCUUGGAAUUUUAUAUAUGAAUCAAAAAUUAUUCAAACAAACCAUUUUACCGGAACCCAAAAGACUGAUUAAUAUAAUCGAACAUACAAUGCCUUGCAUUGGUAAAGAUAAGGUUAAUGGCCUUCUCCAAGAAGCAGAAGAAUCCCAACUAUUUUUGGAGGUUCCUCCUACAACAACUCUCGAAAUUGUCGAUUAUCUGAUGUUUGUGGAGAAGGCAGUGUUGAGGAUGGACGAGAUGGAACUGGAACUGGAGUACUGUAAAGAAUUAUACGAUAUUAUGGAAGAGUUUCGUAUCAUGAUUGAUCCGGACGAAUUAUCGAACUAUUUAGGUCUCAGUAUAAACAUAGGUAAUCUACGAAAUUUAGUUGAUAAAAAGAACGAAGAACGACCUACAACCAUAAAGAAAUUGAACGAUCAGUUGAAUAAAGAUAUUAGCAACUUAAUAUCCGAAGUGGGAAUUAUCAAGGAUGAGUGUCUUGAACCGUGGUUAUAUGACAUAGAAUCAGAUGCCAAGGAAGCCACUAAUUUUCUUGACACAUUGUAUACUCGCCUUAGUGCUUGUCAAGGUCGCGCCGGAGAAUUCAAAUCCUACCAGAAGCAGUUUAGGAUGGAAGUCACCAGAUUUGAUAUGCUGGAUGAAGUAAUGAAUGAUUUGAAGCUACGCAUGCUGCUAUGGGAAAGUCUAGAUUCUUGGCAUAAAGAAGUUAAGGAAUGGUACACGACAGAUUUCCAAACAUUAAAUACGGAGGAAAUGAAUUUGUUUACGGCCAAGACCGUUAAAAAUAUAACGCAGCUCGAAAAGGGACUUCCGAGGAACUUAAUUCUGCCAAAGUUAAAGGACGAAGUUGAGCUGGUGAAGAAUAAGCUUCCUACCAUUACGUAUCUGCGCAAUCCGUCUUUGCGUCAAAGACACUGGCUCAAAAUUGAAAAUGUGCUCAAUCAUAAAUUCAAGGCUGAAGAAAUGAUUACCUUGACGAUGUUAGAAGAAUUGCGUGUGUUUGAUUAUCCCGACGAAAUUAUGGAAAUAUCCGGUCAGGCUAGUAGCGAGGCCGGACUUGAAUUGCUACUCAAAAAAGUCGAAGAAAGUUGGAAAACAAUCGAGUUCUCUGUUGUGCCACAUCGUGACGCUAAAGACGUGUACAUUUUGGGUUCGCUUGAAGAAAUUCAGGUGGUAUUGGAUGAUAGUAACAUUAACAUCGCUACAAUUGCUAGCUCUCGUCAUGUUGGACCUAUUAAACCUCGUGUGGAGGAAUGGGCGAGGCUACUAGACCUAUUUUCUCGAACAUUGGACGAAUGGCAACUCUGCCAACAAAGCUGGGUUUAUUUAGAGAUAAUAUUUUCGGCGCCCGAUAUUCAGCGUCAACUUCCCUCAGAAGCGAAAAUGUUUUUAAUUGUGGAUAAGUCGUGGAAAGAGAUUAUGAGACGUACGGCAAAGGUUCCUUUGGCAAUUGACGCAGCUACGUACCCCGGCUUGCUAGAGACAUUCAUUAAAAACAAUGCGCUUUUAGAGCAAAUUAUGAAAUGCCUCGAAUCAUAUUUAGAAACUAAACGUGUAUCUUUCCCACGAUUCUAUUUCUUGUCCAAUGACGAAUUAUUGGACAUUUUGGCGCAGACUAGAAAUCCGUUCGCCGUUCAACCGCAUUUGCGUAAGUGUUUCGAUGCCAUCGCAAAGUUAGAGUUUGGCACAAAGGUAGCAAACGAAGAAGAGGAUGAGGAAGGCACAGGCAAGCAGGAAGUUAUCAUGACAACGGAUAUUAUCGCCAUGAUUAGUCCGGAGGGAGAGAGGGUCGAAUUAGGAAAAGGGCUAAAAGCUCGUGGCAACGUCGAGGAUUGGCUGGGUAAAGUUGAGGAAUCAAUGUUCGUCUCGUUAAGAAGGCGAAUGAGGUUCUCACUUGAGCACUAUUUUACGUUGGCACGCGAGGAUUGGGUUGUUUGUCAUCCGAAUCAAAUUAUUCUGACAAUGUCUCAGGUGAUGUGGGCACGAGAUGUUCAUGCCAUCCUGGAUGGAAAUGGCAAUAAGCUAUCCGAACUUCCGAUGUUUGAAAAGAAGUGCAUCAUUAACCUGAACAAACUCGCUGGCCUGGUGCGCAAAGAUUUGACGCCAGUCGUACGAAAAAUAUUGGUCGCUCUUAUAACAAUUGACGUACAUGCGAGAGACACUAUCACCAGCAUGGCAAAAAAUAAAGUGCAAUCGAGUAUCGAUUUCGAAUGGUUGAAAAUGAUUCGAUAUUAUUGGCUCGAAAGUAUCGAUAAUUGUGUAGCACGUAUGUCAAGCGCCGAGCUACCAUAUGGCUAUGAGUAUCUGGGGGCCGGUGGUGUUCUGGUGAUCACUCCACUUACCGAUAAGUGCUAUUUGUGUUUAAUGGGAGCAUUACAGCUUGAUUUAGGUGGUGCACCUGCUGGACCAGCCGGCACAGGAAAAACUGAGACGACAAAAGAUUUAGCCAAAGCUCUAGCAAUUCAGUGCGUCGUGUUUAAUUGCUCGGAAGGUUUAGACUAUAAAAUGAUGGGACGAUUUUUCUCCGGUCUAGCCCAAUCGGGCGCUUGGUGCUGCUUUGACGAAUUUAAUCGUAUCGACAUUGAAGUACUAUCCGUAAUUGCACAGCAGCUGAUAACAAUACGAAAUGCGAAAGCGGCGAAAUUACAAAGAUUUAUGUUUGAAGGAAGAGAAAUUAAGCUGGUGCAGAGAUGCGCCGCGUUCAUUACUAUGAAUCCCGGAUAUGCGGGAAGAACGGAGUUACCUGAUAAUUUGAAAGCACUCUUUAGACCAGUUUCCAUGAUGGUCCCGGAUUAUGCUUUAAUUGCCGAGGUAACUUUAUACUCGGAAGGUUUUGAGUCAUCCAAAAUAUUAUCGCAUAAAAUGGUUCAAAUGUAUAAGCUAUGUAGCGAGCAAUUGUCUCUACAAGAUCACUAUGAUUUUGGAAUGCGAGCUGUAAAAAGUGUAUUGGUAAUGGCCGGUACACUUAAGCGUGCGUCUCCUGAUCGUAACGAGGAGAUUGUGCUGAUAUGCGCCUUGCGAGAUAGUAAUCUACCUAAGUUUUUGACGGACGAUGCAGUGUUAUUUCAAGGUAUAUUGAGCGAUCUAUUCCCCGGUGUAACACUACCGGUUCAAGAGUAUGGGGACUUUUUAGUCGCAAUUGAAAACAGCUUGGAGGCGCAAAACUUACAAACCGAGGCGUCUAUGGCUAAAAAAAUAAUCCAGUUAUACGAAACCAUGAUCGUACGUUGGGGAGUUAUGUUAGUCGGUCCUACUGGUGGAGGAAAGAGUUCGAUACUUUAUACCUUAAAACUGGCGUUGGAAAAAAUGCAUCACGACGGAUUUGAAGGUCCAUACUACAGACCUGUUCAUACAUAUAUUAUGAACCCUAAAGCCGUAACCGCCGGCGAGCUGUACGGUGAAGUUAAUCCAUUUACACUAGAAUGGCGCGAUGGCCUAAUGGGAAUAAUGGUGCGCACAUCUGUUCAGAGUACCAACGACGAUCAUCAAUGGGUCAUAUGCGACGGACCGGUGGAUGCAGUUUGGAUAGAAAACUUAAAUACCGUUUUGGAUGAUAACAAAAUGUUGUGUUUAGCUAAUUCUGAAAGGAUAAAGCUAACACCUUAUGUGCAUAUGGUAUUUGAAGUUCAAGAUUUAACCCAAGCGUCUCCUGCUACAGUAAGUCGCUGCGGUAUGGUGUAUGUAGAUCCAGAUGAGUUAAAAUGGCUUCCCUAUGUUAAGUCGUGGGCUGUCACAUUAAGUGAACGAUUCUUGAACCAAGAAAUGAAAGAGUACGUGGUUAGCUUAUUUGAAUAUGCCGUGGAGCACGGUUUAGUGUUCAUGAAACGCUACUGCCAGCACUCAAUCCACCAGGUUGAAGUGAGUAAAGCUACCGCAAUCUGUAAGCUGAUUGAAAGCGUCAUUUCAAUACCGGGCAUGAUUGAACGGGUUGGGGAGAAAAGCCGAGUUCGUAACUUUGUCUGCCAAAUCUUUAUUUUCGCUUAUCUUUGGGGCGCCGGAGGAAAUUUAUUAGAUGCGUCGCGCGAAAAAUUUGAGACAUAUGUUCAUGACCAAUUCGACGAAUUUCCCGAUGCAAAGUUGCCUCCUGGAGCUAACUUAUGGGAUUUGUUUCCUAGCACGGCCGCGCGCCGUCUUGAACCGUGGGUGAAGAUAAUACCGACUUUUACUUACGAUAGUACAACUCCUUUCUUUGAAAUGUUGGUACCGACAAUAGAUACCAUUCGAUUUGGGUACAUUAUGAAGAAAUUAGUUGAGACUAAAUAUCCUGUUCUAUUCACAGGUGAUACUGGAGUGGGGAAGUCAGUAAUAGCAAAAGAGGUUUUAAACAGCUUAUUUGAGAUGGGAUCAUGGAUACCUAUAACUUUGAAUUUUUCUGCUCAGACUAGCAGCUUGCGCACCCAAGAAAUGCUAGAGGCGAAACUGGAUAAACGUAAAAAGACAUUACUUGGCGCGCCAAUUGGAAAACGCGUCGUAUUGUUCGUUGACGACGUCAAUAUGCCCAAAUUGGAAAAAUAUGGUGCUCAACCUCCAAUUGAGUUAUUGAGGCAAUUUCUAGAUUUUGGAGGAUUGUACGAUAGAGAGAAGCUCUUUUGGAAAGCGAUCGUUGACGUAGUAAUUACAGCCGCUUGUGCACCGCCGGGCGGCGGUCGAAAUCCGCUAACGCCACGUUUCGUUCGUCAUUUCGGCAUGUUUUUUAUCCCACCUCCGAACGAGUACUCGUUGAAAGCAAUUUUUAAAGCAAUAAUGCGAGGCUUUCUUUUUGAUUUUGCAAAUCCUGUACGUGAUUUAGCCGAUUCAUUAGUAAAUGCUGCGGUUGACGUUUAUAAUCGAAUUGCCGAAGACUUAUUACCGACGCCCGCAAAGUCGCACUACGUUUUUAAUUUAAGAGAUUUGUCAAAAUGCGUGCAAGGAGUUUUGCAGGCCGAUUCGGGUAGCUUAAGGGAAGCCAACCAAAUUAUGAGAUUAUUUUACCAUGAGUGUUUGAGGGUGUUUCAUGAUCGUUUAAUUAACGAUGAGGAUAAGUCGUAUUUUUAUUUUUUAAUGAAGGAGGUGUGUGGUCGUUCUUUUGGAACUCCUGUGCUUCAAUUACCCGACGAGCCAAUCAUUCACCACCCGCCCAUUCUGCUUUUUGGAGAUUUUAUUGUUUUUGGAGCUGCUCGUGAAGAUCGGAUAUAUGAAGAGUUACAAGAUGUUAAUAAACUAAAAAACAUGUUGCAGGAAUAUUUGGAAGAUUACAAUCUUACUACCUCAAAAGAAAUGCACCUUAUAUUCUUUGUUGACGCCAUGGAGCACACUUGUCGAUUGUCUCGUAUAUUGCGGUCGGAACGAGGCAAUGGUUUAUUGGUAGGUGUCGGUGGAAUGGGCAAACAAAGUUUGACACGAUUGGCAUCACAUAUCAACGGCUAUAAAUGUUUUCAAAUUGAACUGACAAGAAACUAUGACCAUAACAGCUUUUUCGAAGAUCUGAGGAAAUUAUAUUUCAAUGCCGGCGCUGUCAAUGAAAAUACGGUGUUUCUAUUUACAGAUACACAAAUUGUUCAGGAAGAAUUCCUAGAAGACGUUAAUAACAUAUUAAAUUCGGGUGAAGUUCCGAAUUUAUUCGAAGCGGAUGAGUUAGAGAAGGUAAUAAUUGCAACAAGACCGGCGGCGAAGGAGGCGGGAGUUAGUGAAGGAAACCGAGAUCUCAUAUUUACAUAUUUCAUUAAUCGUGUUAGAAGAAAUCUUCACCUUUCUCUUUGUAUGAGUCCUGUAGGAGACGCAUUUAGAAGGCGUUGUCGUAUGUUUCCAUCCUUAGUCAAUUGUUGUACUAUUGACUGGUUCUCUAAAUGGCCUGAAGAGGCAUUACUAUCAGUUGCACAGAAUAGUUUAAAAGAGAUAGGCAAAUCAGAUGUGGUAGAUAAAUUAGCAAACAUGUGCGUAGUUAUGCACAAAAGUGUCGAAGACAUGACUGUACGAUUUUAUGCGGAAAUGAAGCGUCAUUAUUAUACAACUCCUAGCAGUUAUUUGGAAUUGUUAAAGUUAUAUCUGAAUAUGCUAGUAGACAAGCGACAGUUGAUACAAAAAACUAGCGAUAGAAUUGCCAAUGGCCUACAGAAACUUUACGAAACCAAUUCCAUUAUUGACGCAAUGAAAGAAGAGCUAACCGCGAUGGAACCUAUUUUGGCGGAGAAAUCGGUCGCGAUCGCGAAACUUAUGGUAAAUUUGACUGCAAAACAGGAGCAGGCGGAUAAAGUACGAACGAUUGUCAAAGCAGACGAAGAUUCCGCGAAGGUUAAAGCGGCAGAAACGCAAGCCAUUGCCGACGAUGCUCAACGUGAUUUAGAUGUCGCGCUCCCUGCAAUCGAAGCGGCAACCAGAGCUUUAGAAUCUCUUAACAAAAAUGAUAUAAAUGAACUGAAGGUUUUUCAAAAGCCUCCAGAUUUAGUGCGAUUUGUAAUGGAAUCGGUGUGCCUAUUGCUGGGCUCAAAAACCGACUGGGCAUCAGCAAAAGUUGUGAUGGGCGAUGUCAAUUUUUUAAAAAGGCUACAGGAGUACAACAAAGAUAACAUACCCGACUCUCUGUUAAAAAAACUAAAAGUUUACAUCGACAAUGUCGAUUUUAUACCCGAAAAGGUGGCAAAAGUAUCUGCAGCUUGUAAAAGCUUGUGCAUGUGGGUUCGUGCGAUCGAUACUUACGCCAAAGUUUACAAAGUUGUCGAACCUAAACGCCGACGGUUGCACGACGCCGAAGUUGAAUUAAAUGAUGUUAUGGGAGUUUUGAAGGCGAAACAACAACAGUUGGCAGAUGUUGAGGCAAUGAUCCAAUCUUUACAAGAUGAUUUUGAGGCCUCUGUGGCGGAGAAAAGAUAUUUGGAAGACACUAUGGCGCUUACUGCAGUUCGCUUGGUACGAGCUGGUAAACUGAACGUUGCUUUGGGCGAUGAACAAAUAAGAUGGGAAAUUGGUGUAAAGAAUUUUGCCAUACAGUUAAGCAACUUAAUAGGAGACAUCCUAAUCUCAGCGGGCUGUGUGGCCUACAUGGGGGCGUUCACAAGCACCUAUCGCAAAAAUUUAAUUACAGAAUGGACCGAAAAGUGCAAACUAAUAGAAAUUCCAUAUUCCGAUAAUUACAGUUUAGUAACAGUGCUGGCGGAUCCUUACAGUAUACGAAUUUGGAAUGCUUGCGGCCUCCCACGAGACACUAUCUCAACCGAGAACGCGAUACUUGUCACACAAGCGCGGAGAUGGCCGCUGAUGAUCGAUCCGCAAGAACAGGCCAACCGCUGGAUACGACAGAUGGAGGGUCAGCAGCUACGGAUAACGAAGCUAACUGACAGCAACUUCUUACGUAUAUUGGAGACAGCUAUUCGUAUAGGACUUUCCGUAUUGCUGGAAGAAGUGGAAGAAACCUUGGAUCCCACAUUGGCACCUAUUUUGCUUAAGCAAACUUUUCUUCAGGGUGGAAGGAUGUUAAUCAGACUGGGAGACUCUGAUAUUGAGUACGACUCGAAUUUUCGAUUUUACAUAACCACAAAAUUAUCAAACCCUCAUUAUUUGCCAGAAAUUUGUAUUCAAGUUACUAUCGUCAACUUUACCGUAACACCGUCCGGAUUAGAAGAUCAAUUAUUAGCAGAUGUUGUCCGGCUUGAGCGGCCCGACUUUGAAAAACAACGUACCGAACUUAUAACGCGAAUAAAUAAUGAUAAAGGUCAAUUGAAGGCGAUCGAGGAUAAGAUUUUAAGAUUGUUGUUUGCGUCAGAGGGUAACAUUUUGGAUGACGAAGAGUUAAUUGAGACUCUAAAUGAAAGCAAGGAAACAUCCGCAAUUAUAGCGGCUCGACUUACGGAGACGGAAGCGACGGAAGAAAAGAUAUCGAUUGCUCGAGAAAAGUAUCGUCCAGUCUCAACGAGAGGUUCUGUAUUGUAUUUUGUGGUGGCUGUACUUGCAGAAAUUGAUCCGAUGUACCAAUUUUCCCUGAAGUAUUUCAACCAGAUAUUCUGCAAUGUUAUUCAAAUCAGCGAGAAAGACGACCAUUUGCCGAAUCGUUUGCAAAUAUUAAAUCGAGAAAUUACUUUGGCAAUGUACAUAAACGUUUCACGCAGUUUGUUCGAGAGACACAAGCUAGUCUUUAGUUUUAUGGUGUGUGUCGCCAUUCUUCUUCAGCAAGGAACAAUAUCGGAAUCUCAGUACAAUUACUUAUUAAGAGGACCUGUCGGUUUUAAGUCGCCUAUGGAUAAAAAACCGAAUUGCACAUUAUUGACUGACCCUAUAUGGCUGGCGGUUAAAUAUCUAGCCUUUGCUUUUGAACCUUUUAAGUACCUACCCGACGAUAUUCUCUCACGAAUAACUGUCACAAUUGGAGGCUACGAUCAGACUAUCGAGUUUAUACCAAACUCGCUAAAUAGUAAAAUUGGUUGGAACAGCCACUUGGACGACUUUGAAAAGUUAAUGCUACUUAAAACAUUGCGCGAAGAAAAGUUGGUGUUUGGUAUCACCGAAUAUGUUAGAAUACACUUAGGACAAAAAUUUGUAGAGAGUCCCGCAAUUUCGUUGUCCGUCUUAUAUAAAGAUAUCUCCAAUUCUGUACCAUUGAUAUUUGUAUUAAGUGCAGGAUCAGAUCCUUUCGGAGCCUUUCAUAGAUUUGCAACGGACAUGGGAUACCAAGAGAGAAUUUUGUCAAUUUCAUUAGGGCAAGGUCAAGGACCGGUUGCGGAAAAAUUAAUCGAGACCGGUAAAAAUAACGGAAGUUGGGUCUUUUUGCAGAACUGCCAUCUGGCGACGUCGUGGAUGUUGCCAAUGGAAAGAAUAAUACUUGCAAUCGUCGAAGAUUCAUCUAAAGUGCACACAGACUUUCGUUUAUUUAUGAGCUCUAUGCCGUCGCGAACGUUCCCAGUUUCUGUGUUACAAAAUGCGGUUAAGGUCACAAAUGAACCGCCUAAAGGACUACGAACCAACGUGAAGAGAGCUUUGGAAGAAAUGCUCGAUACGUUCUUUGAAGAUCAUCCAUUAGGACAGGAUUGGAGAAAGGUCCUUUUUGGAUUGUGUAUGUUUCACGCAGUUAUACAAGAACGUAAAAAGUUUGGACCGUUAGGUUGGAAUAUUAUUUACGAAUUCAACAAUAGCGAUCGCGAGUUUGCGUUUAGUACUCUACGGAUGUAUUGCGAUAUAGGAUUUAUUCCGUGGGACGCCUUGGAGUACAUAACAGGUGAAAUUACCUACGGUGGUCGUGUGACAGACUCUUGGGAUUUAAGAUGUUUAAAAACCAUCUUGAAAGGAUUUUUCUCUCCCUCUACUUUGGAACCAGGAUAUACGUAUUCAAAAUCCGGUGUUUAUUAUUGUCCAGAAUAUGAAAAAUUGGAGGAGUAUAGAGACUUUGUCGACACAUUCCCUAUCAUAGAAGAGCCUGAGAUAUUCGGAAUGCACGAAAAUGCAAAUAUCGCUUACCAGACAAAAGAAACUCAAACGGUUAUAAGAACUAUGAUUGAUUGCCAGCCCAGCACAAGUGGAGGUGGUGAAGGUAAAUCUGCGGACGAGAUUGCUUUUGAAUUAGCAGAAGGGGUAAUACAAUCUAUUAUUAAAAAAAUAUACACCGACAAUGCCCAUCCACAUCUAUUCAAGAGAGAUAAAAAGGAUCGCUUACCUUCUUUAACCACCGUCUUAAUGCAAGAAGUAGAUAGAUUUAAUAAACUUCUUGCACUUAUUCACUCAUCUAUGAAUAACCUUCAGAAAGCAAUAAAGGGCUUUGUUGUUAUGUCUGAACAACUGGAAGAAGUGUAUAGAGCUUUUCUAAAUAAUCAAGUACCCAUAAUGUGGUCAUCGAAAUCAUAUCCAUCAUUAAAAAGUCUAGGCAGCUGGGUGCACGAUCUGGAACUGAGGCUAGAUUUCAUUUGUAUAUGGAUUGAACAUUACCAUCCGCCGUCUUACUGGCUAUCCGGAUUUUAUUUCACACAAGGAUUCUUAACUGGUACUUUACAAACACACGCCCGCAAAUAUGACUUGCCAAUAGACCAACUUAAAUAUGACUUUGUAAUGCAAAAACUGUUCAUAGAUCAAGAGCUCAUAAAAAUUACGCACGACGCUGAAAAGAGAGAGGUUGCAUCAGCUUACGGAGACUUAACGGUACCUCUUGAUGGUGUGCUUAUCCACGGCUUAUUUGUCGAUGCGGGUCUCUUCGAUAAUCUCAGCAUGACAUUGGUUGAUCCAAAUCCAGGUGAAAUUAAUCCACCACUACCAGCAGUGUUAUUUUUGCCAACAACAAAAACACCAAGCAUCGAGAAUCGUUACAUCUGCCCAUUGUAUAAAACUUCAGUGCGUGCCGGAACAUUGUCGACAACCGGUCAUAGUACGAAUUUCGUCACAGCUAUUCUACUUCCAUCCCAAAAACCGCAAAGCCAUUGGAUAUUAAAAGGGACCGCCUUAUUAACUCAAGUUACUGAUUAAAGUUUAUUUGUAAAUCA